AUGCUCACAAUGGGAAGCAAUUUGACGAUUUCAAUGGAUGUUCGUAAAGUGGAUGAAGACUCUUUACUCCAAACAGGUUUAGACUCAAUCACUAAAGCAUGCGCAACUAUUCCCUCUCCUGCAUCGACACAUCGACGACAAAGCUCACAUAGUCCAACCUCGUUUACCGAAACAACUGCCAAAUGCGAAUCAUCACCUGUGUCGGAAGAUUCGGAUCGUGUUGUAAACGAAAACUCUAAACCUGCAAAUCUUGAGAUAGAAAAGCUGGACGACUCUUUUUUGGCCUUGGAAUCACUAACAGUUGAUGAUGAAUCUACGCCAGCAGAAGAUGCUACACUCUCCAUCAAUACUAAUUCGACCGACACUACAUCUACUGGAUUUACCAGCACUGACAUGACUCAAAAUGAAUCUGUACAGGCAUUGUCUGGCCCAGUGUGUGGGCAAAAUGGACAAUGGUACGAGAAUGAAAGUGUAUUAAAAGAGGUCACAGAGGCCUAUGUACAUAUUGAAUCAAAUAUUUAUAGAGGACGUACAAACGGCAAAGUAUCAAGCGACUUUAUGCAAUGCAACUGUGAAUACAAUUCAUCCCGCGAUCCAUCGUGGAUGGCAUGUGGCGAAGAUUCGGAUUGUAUCAAUAGACAAUUAUCAUUAGAAUGCUCUGCAGAAGACUGUCCCACUGGAAAUGCAUGCCAAAAUAGACGGUUUCAACUAUGUCAAUAUUCUCCUAUUCAAGUUGCUCGUGCUGGCUCAAAAGGAUUUGGAAUCUAUGCUAGAGAAAACAUUGCUGGCGGUGCAUUCAUUAUCGAGUAUUGUGGUGAAGUGAUUCCCGCUUCGCUGUUUGGUAAACGUAUCACAGAACAUUCCAACAACAGCGCGCAGCAUUUCUACUUUAUGAGUUUGAAAAAAGAUGAGUACAUUGAUGCAUCUAAAAAAGGAAACCUUUCUCGGUAUUUAAAUCACAGCUGCGAUCCCAAUUGCUCAUUACAAAAAUGGCUGGUUGGUGACACGAUUCGGAUUGGCUUAUUUGCUUUGAGAGCUAUUCCAAAAAAUGCCGAACUUACUUUUGACUACAAGUUUGAACGAUACGGAUCCAAGGCUCAAGAAUGCUAUUGUGGUGCUGCUGCAUGCACUGGGUUUAUUGGUGGAAAUCGGUCUUCUGACGAGCCUGGUGAUUCUGAAAGCGAUGAUUCUGAAGAAGACGAAGGCAUUGAGCUGGAUGACAACAGUGAGGAUGAGGAGACUAGAGAUGCAAUCGCAAGUCGUAACAAAAAAGAGUUUAAAAAGAAACCCCGCAAAUCCGAAAAGGUGUUUCGUCCCAUCGAGUCGUUAGAGGACUUGAAAAAGACUGUACGGGCACUGUUUUUUGCUGGAUCUCAAGCCGAUCGAGCUCUUCAUGUACUAAAACGUCUACAGAGACUGGAUGAUUCUGUUUUACUCCGAAAAUUUCUUGGUCUGCAUGGUUUAGAUGUUGUUCGUAGUUGCAUAAUGACUACGAAAUAUGAUUUCACUGUGGUUUCAGUGGUGGUUGAGAUUAUUCAGAAACUCCCCAUUACCAUCCGGAAUCCUGUCUUGUGUCUUAUUCCGUUUUUUGAAAAAAUGCUAGAAAAAGAAGAUAUGGAAGACACAACUCGAGAGGCUGUCAAGGAGCUUUUGAAACAAUGGAGUGGAUUAACAAUCAAAUACAUUAUUCCGAAACGCUCUUCUAUAACUAAUGAAGACCAGUCCAAGAAUCAGGACUUAUCGACUGCAUCGGCUCCAAAAAUACCACCGGCGGGGUUGAAUGCUACUUUGGUCGUUGCAAACUAUUUGGCCAAUUCAUUAAAUACUUUGGAUGCUCUUUCUUCAAGUUCUGCUUUGAAUCCAGUAUCUGCAACUUUGGUAUCGAGUUUACUAUUUACCGAGCCCGAGUAUUUUCCACGAUACAACAAGGCGAGUGCACAAUCUGGCCAAGCAUGCAGUGCAGUAUCUUCCACGCCUCUGAAUGCUGAUAAAAAUACAGCAGCUACUUUUAAACAAAGUGCUUUAGAACAGCAAUCCAAGGAUAAUCAAAAAAGUCGUCGCGAAUCACACAGUUCUGGACAUCAAUCAAGUGAGAUUCCUAGGCGACUCUCUUCAAAAGCAAACACGGAUAAUGAAAAGCGUGGGCAUGAUUCUGUUUCCAUGUGUAGUUCUCAAAUACAUACUGCCCCUGCUUCCGGUGAUAGUAUACGAUCUUUACCAAAGGAUUCUGAAAGAUCAAAGCAUAAUCGUGCAGAAUCUCCUGAUCGAUACACUACCCACCCCAAAUCACCGACAAGGGAUAGUUAUUUUAAAGGUCGAGACGAUGAGUACAGACGAGGCCGUUCUAGACGCAGUGAUCAUACUGUCAGUCCAUAUCGCCAGUCAUCAAGAGAUACGGAUCGACGAGAUACUCGCAAACGUAGCUGCAGUCCGGGUCAUCGGAGCAGAAAAGAUUCAAGUUCUUCACGACGUAGAUCUCGCAGACGUAGUCGAUCUCGCAGUAUCACUCGUUAUCAAGCUAGUCGGAGAGAUCGUAGCCGUAGUCGAUCUCGCAGUAUCACUCGCUAUCAAGCUAGUCGAAGAGAUCGUAGCCGUAGUCGAUCUCGCAGUAUCACUCGUUAUCAAGUUAGUCGGAGAGGUCGUAGCCGUAGUCGUAGUCGUUCGUCCAUUCGAUCUAAUUAUCGCCGACGCUCACGUAGUCGCUGCUACAGUGAUGACCACAGUCAAAGUCCUGCUCCUCGUAGCGGAAGACAUGGCAAAGAUGAUGACUCUUAUCGUCGCUCUUCAUUUGCUCAUCGGCGUAGUCCAAGCCCUGUUGACGAUUGUGGUCGGGACAGUGCUAAAUCCUCUUGGUCACGACAUACAAAUGAUAUUAUUAGCCCACACGAUGAGAGCAACAAAGACCAGAGUUUACCUUUCCGUCGCAGUAUCAGUCAUGACGACUCUCGGGAUGUACAAAAUAAUAGCGAUGAUAAAUCAAAACAAGAAAACGAGCAGCUUCAUUCUGAUCUGUUAGAUAUGGCGACAGAUUCAGAUUUGACUACAUUAGGGUCUAGCUGCACAAAAUCGGAAACCCAGCAGCAUACUAUUCAAGCAGAUAUUCCUAGUACUGAUAAUAAGUUAGUUUCAAGCAUGUCAAAAGAAAAGGAGACUGCGACAUAUUCUAGUCAACGCCAUUCUCAACUCAAACUGGAUGCUACCCUUUUUGCCGACGAUUCAUCCAAAUAUGAUAAAGAAAGUAGCCAUGAUAAGUUCAACUCGAGUUUAGAGCACUCGGCGCCAUCCUGCUCUAAUCACACGGAUAGAGUCAAAUCUGCAUAUAAGCGUAGAUUUUCGACAGCUGCUGAAAGUACGACUGAAUGCAUUGGUCAGCAUAUUUCCAAAAGCUCGCGAUUGUCAUUGGAUGCUUUGCACGAUUCUUUCAUAUCCACCAAUCCCAAACCUGUCACUCGUGUGAAAUCAAAAGAUGGACUUGAACACGAUCCUCGCGAAUCAAGCAAGCCAGUGAGAUUACAGGUGUCAGAUUUACAUAAAAAGCGAUUGUCGGUUGAGAGCAGCGAGCACUACUCUGCUUCAUCAACUGCAUCACUUCAGUCCUUAGCUCCAGUUGAUAAAGACUCUGUACAAACACCAUUUACUGACGCAUUGAAGAAGCAUGUGCAUUCAGACAAGGUUUUAUUUAACAAUGCAAUAGAUGACACUGUUGCAGAGUUGGGCAACGAACGAUUUGGUAAGGGUAACAUAUCUGAGCGCAAGUCUAAAUCCAGCGCAAAGUCAUCCAAGCAUUCCAGCGAGUCGUCCUCCAAGAAGGUUUUAAUUCGGAAAGAGCUUCAUUCUAUUGCAAUUGAUCAACUAUCUAAAUUUAAACAUACGAUUUCGAUUGAAAAGUUCAAAACCAUGGCAAAGUCGUUGGUCAAGGCAGUGACUGACGAGGUAGGGAAAUCACUAAUAAUGGAGCUUACUGAUGAUAAACUAGUGGACACAUCACGAACAGCUGCCAAGAAGUGGGUUAGAAUGUAUCUUGCUCGACAUGGAUGUGUACACUCUGAUGCGAUUUCUAAAUCUCAAUCCAAAGUAUCUAAAUAAACCGAUGUUUUACAUAAUGAAUUUAAA
Messenger RNA from Batrachochytrium dendrobatidis JAM81, 4113 nucleotides. RefSeq lists its product as uncharacterized. The coding region runs from base 1 to 4086 and encodes 1361 amino acids. The transcript is spliced from 11 exons. Gene Ontology annotation, cellular component: nucleus. The record is from RefSeq and is a predicted model, not a curated record. Gene Ontology annotation, molecular function: protein binding; histone H3K36 methyltransferase activity. Lineage: Eukaryota; Fungi; Chytridiomycota; Chytridiomycetes; Rhizophydiales.